AUGUCUUUGUGUCAAGUCAUGUCAUUUUCAUUUCAAUCAUUCUUCUUCACAGUUCCGUAUUUUACUUUACCACUUUGCAGUUUUAUGAAAUCGCUUUUUAUUUUUUCGACAAAAUGCAUUCCGAUUUAAAUCCAGAGGCACCUGAAUUUUAUCCCCAUUUGGCAUCAGUGACGAAGGGUGGAUAUUCCACCAUGAACAAAACAAUAAAAUCUUCAAACCAGCUGCCGGCGGGUGCUUCCCACGAGAUGUUCAAAACAUUUACAAGUUUCAACAUUGUCAAAUGCAAGUUAAGUGAAAAUGUUGUUACACAAUCAAACCAAAUAGUUGCAAAGGAGUUGCCAACUGUGAAGUUGAAAAUCAAUGACUUAGAGUAUAACACAGAGAAAAUAAUAGACGUGAAUGACUCUAUGCUGGACCGAGUGAACAUCAACAUUGACACUGAGAGUGGCGUGAACAAGCCCAACCAAUUGAUGGUCGCGAGGAAUGUGUCCUCGUGGAACAAUGGACCUAUCAUAGCUAAAAUACAGAUGGGUUCCACGACUUUUAUUGGUGCCAAAAAUAUUCCUCGUCCACAGCUAUCAUUCAAAGAUGCCGUGGACAACUCCGAGAGUCUAUGGGUGCCAAAAAUAUCUGACAAACCAAACAGCAUUAAAUCACUCGCUCUCAGUAUCAUUUAUAGUGAGGAUGGUGAAGCUAUUGGCUACGAACACCCAUAUAGAGUGGAACUGGACUUGUACCAUCCACCGGCGGAGUUUAUUGACCCCGACCCGUCGCCGCCAAAGUUCCCUCCAUCGUUGGAAGAAACCAAGUACACAUAUGUAGAAACUGAGGAACAACUGGAUGCGCUGGUUAAGCAUUUGGAGGGCGUGAAAGAGAUGGCUGUCGAUGUGGAGCACCAUUCGUACAGGACUUAUCAAGGAAUAACAUGUCUUAUUCAAAUCACGACGACCGAAGGAGGCGAUUUUAUUAUUGACGUUAUAGCUUUAAGGGAACAUAUACACAAAUUGAACUUAAUCUUUACCAACCCGAAAAAGUUAAAAGUUUUCCAUGGCGCGGAAUCCGACGUGGUGUGGCUGCAACGAGACUUCGGCGUGUACAUUGUCGGUUUGUUCGACACUCAUCAGGCCGCCCGCACGCUCAAAAUGUCGGCGUUAGCAUUGAAGAACCUACUGCUCAAAUACUGCAACGUGAACACUGAUAAACGGUACCAACUAGCGGACUGGCGCAUUAGGCCUCUGCCCGAUGAAUUGGUCGAGUACGCUCGUAUGGACACACACUAUCUGCUGUACAUAUGGCGAAUGAUGAAAGCCGAUUUACUCGCUACAGCCGGCGGCAACCCGAGGCUUCUACUCGCCGUGUUUGAACAAGCCCGACAGAUAUGUGGCACGACAUACAAUAAGAAGGUAGUGCACGAAGACAGCCACAUGCCGCUGUACGUUCGCUCGAAGAAGUCCUUCAACACCCAACAGAUGGCGGCACUCAAGAUGCUGUACAAGUGGAGAGAUGCGCAGGCGCGGCUCCUCGACGAAAGUACCACAUAUCUGCUCCCCAACCACAUGAUGUUGGCACUGUCAGAGACACUCCCCAGGGAGGUGCAGGGAGUCCACGCGUGCUGUAACCCGAUGCCGCCCUUCAUCAAGCAGAACCUUAUCACAGUCCACAGGAUGAUACUGUCGUGUCGCGAACUACCCGUGGAGCCCCAACUGUAUCAGAUGCCGAGCAGCAUCCGCACCAUGGCCAGCGCCCAGCAACACCUGGCGGCCGCCUACAAUGUGCACGACCUCGCUCACAUGCCGGAAUUCACUGACGAUCAUCGCACAAAUUUCGACGUGACAGAGUACCUAAACAGUGAGCCGCCCAUGCAGCCGGAAGUGAAGGCGUUCAAGACGACGUACAAAACGUAUUGUGGAAUAGUGUCGGAUUUGAACGUGGAUGCGAAAUUAUUCAUUCCGCCAUACGACAGAUACAGAAAAUAUCGUUCCCUAGCUCAGAUGGAAGAAAUGAAGGAAUUUAAAGACAAAGAAGCGAAAAUAGCCGCUUUAGGAAAAGGCGACGAAUUAAUUAAAGCAGAGGUGCUAGCUAAGCUGCAACAGGCUAAAGCGAAAAUCGAAGACGAUGGCAAAAUAGCAAUUAAAGAGGCCACAGAAAUCGUAAUCAUUGAUGACGAAGACACGAAAGCAAAACGCAAACGAAAAAUAUCAAUAGACAAGACGGAGCGCAAUGUCACGAAGAGUGAUAUCAAAAAAGGCAAUAAGAAAUCUGCGGGCAAAAAUAAUCCGGAACCUUUCAUGUAUAAGAACGCGAACUACAGAAAGUUCUACAGCGAAAAUAACACGGAAAAAACGCGACCUAAAAUGAAGUUUAAAAAACAUAAAUAGUUAAGCUAUUGUGAAGAUUUUUUUAUAAUUUGAUAAGCGAAACUAUGCAUACAUAUAGUCCCUUUUAAUGUAA
Molecule: messenger RNA, 2451 nt
Organism: Amyelois transitella
Lineage: Eukaryota; Metazoa; Arthropoda; Insecta; Lepidoptera; Pyralidae
Gene: Rrp6
Product: exosome component 10
Exons: 14
Coding region: 114-2378 (754 amino acids)
Biological process (GO): TRAMP-dependent tRNA surveillance pathway; nuclear polyadenylation-dependent rRNA catabolic process; nuclear polyadenylation-dependent snoRNA catabolic process
Cellular component (GO): nuclear exosome (RNase complex); nucleolus
Molecular function (GO): nucleic acid binding; 3'-5'-RNA exonuclease activity; nucleotide binding
Source: RefSeq, a predicted model, not a curated record